Vollenhovia emeryi is the source of this 588-nucleotide messenger RNA. RefSeq lists its product as uncharacterized. The transcript is spliced from 3 exons. NCBI's taxonomy places the organism in Eukaryota, Metazoa, Arthropoda, Insecta, Hymenoptera, Formicidae. Bases 1 to 588 code for a protein of 195 amino acids. The record is from RefSeq and is a predicted model, not a curated record.
AUGGCCCAGGCACUCUACGUUCGGAAUCCUUAUCCUGUGCCGGAUAUCUCCCGGGAAGGAGCGUGGGUAUCACGCGGGCCUGUGUUGGGAGAUAAAGUCUCGCCGUCGGAUAGAGACUGGAACGUCAAAUUGAGCGCCCACGAGCGUCUCUUUGCUCAUCACACCCUGAACAGCAUCCGCAGAGACCGUCGAUUCGUCAGACCGCAGGUUCCGCGCGACGCCCUUGACCUAGCCCUAAACAGCGUUUACGCUCACAGCCGAGACACUCUAGUUUCGAAAAUGUACGUGCCCAUCCAGCCGGAAACGCUCGGCAGGGAAACUUGGCGUGUCCUACGAAACGAGAUUAAGAUUUUGCCGGAACCACCGAAACCAGAUAGACCGUUGCACGUGAGCGGUCAUCCGGACGAGGAACUUAAAUCGGUAGUUCGCGUACCUUUAUCGGCGGAUAAAUCGAGGUGUCAUAGCGGGCCAACUUUACCGCGGAGAAUUCAUCCGAGCAGCGUGAAAUUAAAUAUCGAGGGUCCUCAUAUGGACCAUUCGAAUCCCGGAUACAGUCGCAAAAUCGACGGAACUUUUUACAGUAUUUAA